Heterobasidion irregulare TC 32-1 is the source of this 707-nucleotide messenger RNA. RefSeq lists its product as uncharacterized. The record is from RefSeq and is a predicted model, not a curated record. The transcript has a single exon. NCBI's taxonomy places the organism in Eukaryota, Fungi, Basidiomycota, Agaricomycetes, Russulales, Bondarzewiaceae. The coding region runs from base 224 to 385 and encodes 53 amino acids.
GCACAUGUCGUGGAUCCAACUGGGGAGCAGACUCCUCGAUAGAACGCGAGGAGUGACGUUGUGUAGCAGCGUGCCGUUCCGCGAAGCUCGUCUGCCCGCGAGCAGAUGACGCCUAACGAGGAGCAACAGCCCGUCGCACCGACGCAAGUGUGAGAAUGCGCGGAACGGGGUGACACACACGGCCUGGUCCUAUGUACCACCCCUGUCUCCUCUCCGUGCACACAUGACCCUCCGAUGUGAUGAUGCACCGCGGCGAGAUGACGAAACGGCGCGUCUAGCCUCUAGACACUCGAGAACGCGUAUACAUGCACUGACGGGACACCAGCGUCGACCGUCUCCCACACGUGAAGCGCCACAAGACCCAGUCGAAGUGCGCGAAGCGUAGAAAGAGGGCUUUGAACGCGUUCUUCGACUCGCAAAGGUUGAAUCAACGGUUCGACGUCAGUAUCGAUGGGAGGCGCGCCGAUCGCGCACGCCGCGUCGAGGCCCGGCACGCGCGGGGGACCAUGGGGAUACACAGACAGUGGGUGACAAAGGGCGCUUUGCACAGGUCAGCGCCGAUCGGCCAGCGCGAUCGGCAAGGGUGAUGCGGAUGGUUUCAGCGUGGAGGUCAAGUCACAAAGCAGCCGGCCCUGCACGCAUGUCCGGGGUGCAACGGGACGGAGCGCGGCGGGAGGAGAUGGAAGGGAGCGGAGGACGACCCGCGA